AUGGUUUCGAAAACCACGCGAGCUGCUACUGCAGCAGCAGGAAAGGUGGAUGCACGCAUGCGUGCAGCCGCGGAAAUUGCCUCUUACACCUCAGCAGUAGGUGAUUCGUCGCCUGUUUUUGUGAAUCGUCCACGUGAGCUCAUCUAUUCUGACGAUUCGGAUAAUGUUUACGACUCGAAGGCGACACCUCACGCCUCCGGGUCACCCGGGGCGGACACUGCAAGAUCCAGAUUGACCGGCUCUGGUCAACGUGGCGGUAUCAUGUCCGAGAUCUUCGAAUCGAGUGAUUCUUCUGACGAAUCCUCGCCUCACGCAAGUCCAUUCAACGAUAGGACGCGUGGGGAUGGUGGCGAUGCACCUAUACAUCACCACGAGCGAAGUAAUUCAAGGGAUCGGGGUAACACUGGUGCCAGUGCUCAUACUGGCACCAAUCAAGAUGCCAGGGACCGAAAUGUCCUGCACCACGCUCCUCAAGUGGAGUCUCCGUGGAUGCCGUCAUCCAGAGAGUUAAAUCGAGUGGCCGGCACGACUACCGAACGGGAUCGAAUCCCGUUUUUCGAUUGUAGGAGGAUUUGUCCACCUGAUUCCGGCACGGAAACUAUUCGUGCUGAGGAAGAGUUCUUCACCAAUGCGUUCUUCAACCAUCGGUGGUACAAUGGCAUCCGUGUUCGAGACGGCAAAGCCUUGGUGCAGGGAUGUAAUUCUCUCGUCCACAACAUCGAGUGCAUUGGCCCUGAUGCCUAG
Molecule: messenger RNA, 744 nt
Organism: Peronospora matthiolae
Lineage: Eukaryota; Oomycota; Peronosporomycetes; Peronosporales; Peronosporaceae
Source: the annotation of a GenBank genome assembly